Molecule: messenger RNA, 617 nt
Organism: Carassius carassius (crucian carp)
Lineage: Eukaryota; Metazoa; Chordata; Actinopteri; Cypriniformes; Cyprinidae
Product: galaxin-like
Exons: 6
Coding region: 69-617 (182 amino acids)
Source: RefSeq, a predicted model, not a curated record
UGAUAGUUUCCAUAUGUGGUCUGUUUUGUUGUGUUUGGAACAAUCAGAGAUCAUCAGUAGCUGACUCCAUGUCUAAACUGGACACGAGCGGCGCGGCACAACUAAUAACAGUCUUGCUCAGUUUUGCCACAUCUUCUGCGAAGGGAAGUCACCAUCAUGACAGAGGGACACACAACGCAAGUUUCAAUGAACAGAUGGAAAGCAUCAGCAAGAAUCAUCUGCACUGGUGUGGAAAUGUGUCUUACAAGAUUUCAGGAAGUUCCUGCUGUAAUGGUAAUAUAAAUCUGGGAUUAAGCCAGCUGGUGGCUGACUGCUGUGGUUCUGUAGCUUACAAUCCACUUAAUGAGAUUUGCUGUAAUGGCAAUAUUCUGACUCGAAGCAGCACUUAUGAAAAAUGCUGUGGCAAAGACCUGUACCUGACAACGACUCAUAUGUGUUGUGGUAGCAACAAGAUAUUUCAACAGAAGGAAAAUCUUUCUUGUUGUGGCACUAAAACAUUUGACAAGACAACCCACUGCUGCUGUGCUGACCCUGCACUAGUAGUUAAGCCUAAACAUGAAACUUGCUGUCAGAAAGCAACAGGUGUGUAUGUAUACAGCUCUUACAGUGAUUGUUAG